UGGUCUCGUUUUAAUCAUGCGUACGUCUCUGAACAUCUUUCUAACUUUUCCAUCUCAUGCAUUUCUUGUGGCGGGAAUCCAGAGCCUCGUGGAGGACAUCUUGUCUCCUUCAAGUCAAACUCUCAACAAGCGCGGAACCUGCAGCUCUGGUCGCGGGGCUCCGGUAACACGGUCGGGGGUCGGAGCUCCGUCACUCCGCCGGAGCCAAGAGGUUAAAGACGGACCAGCGGGGGGGCGAGGAGGGGGAGGUCCCGUGUUCCUCCGCACUCCGUCCAACUAGUUUCACACAACGUUCAGGAAUCUUCGUGUCUUUUUAAACCGUCGCCACCGUGAAACACGAUCCGCGUCGAGCCGCAGGUCGGAGCCGCAGCGCGACGCCCCGCGCACCGGGAGGAGCCGCGCGACGGACGGCGACAUGUCGCGGAGCUCCGGGGCCGCCUGGACGUGACUGGGAGCCGGAGAGGUUGAUGGAGGGAGAGAAAGAGGAGAAGGAGGAGGAGGAGGAAGAGGAGGAGAAGGAGCUUCAUCCUCACGUCGUCGCAGCAGCGUCCUCUGUGGACUACCAGGACCUUCCCAUCAUGCACUGGGAGGACCUGAGCCAGCGAAUCGCUGAGCUGGAGAAACAGGAGCAGGAGAGGAGGGAGAGGGCAAAGAGGGGGACGGGGCUGAGGACGGAGGAGCGGCCGGGGGGAGUGUGGAGAGACGUCUGGCAGGAGGAGGAGCAGGAGGAGGAGGGGGGAGGAGGAGGCGUGAGGAGGUGUCGCGUCGCCGUCGUUACGUCUCGGUUCCACAACCACAGAAACCUGCAGCUGUGCUUCAUCAACAAAAGCGACAGUGAAGACGAGGAGGGAAGCGACACAAAGGUCACUUCCUGUCUGUUCCUUCAGGAACCAGCAGGUCUCCAUGGGAACAGGACCCAAUGGUUGUCACGCCGCUGGGCUGAAACAGGAAGUGGCCACCGCUCUGAGGACGCUGAGAGACAAACUGCUGGCAGAGCAGAAGGAGAAGGAGCAUGUGGCCAGCAGCAGUGGCGUUGCCAAGCGGAAACAUCUGGAGCGUUGGGAGCUGCAGGAGUGUUCAGUUCAGCAGCUCAUCGGCUUGAGAGGCUCACUUCAACAGGACGUGCACGCUCUGAGCUCGGAGCUGGUGACUCACCUGCUGGUACGAGACCAGCUGAGGACGAAGCAGGACGCCAUGCUGCUGGACGUCCAGGACCUGACCUAACGCAGCACCGGGUCCGCGGUCCGGGCGCCCUGCAAACUCAGACAAGACUCAGCGUGACCACGCUGUGGGAACAGGCUGGAGGUCGCGUCCACGCCGGCGUGACGUCCAACCUGCUAAUUUAUGGAAAGUGACAAAUCACGAAAGACAAGCAAGAUGGAGAAAUGAGUGGAUGAUGAAGCUGAAGGGAAGUUGAACGACUCAGUUAUGGCAAACUUAUGAGUAUAAGCUAACUUAUAGUCAUAAGUUUAUUGACAGGAUGAAUCAUAUGAGGUUGACAUGUGACGACAAGACGAAGUGACAGAGUUGUUGUUUUAAAAAUCGACAGAUUCCAGUUGGAAUGUUGGGAUUCACUCCUUCAUCCAACAUGAAGAAGUGAAUCUGAAAGGCUUCCUCAACCAGUUUGUAGCUUGAACUCACCAACACAUUCUUUUCUGAGCGAUGUUUUUGUUUUACAGUGCUCUGAUUGGUUUGACGUGGACAGGACCCGGAUCAAACAUUCAGCAACAUUCGAUCCAGGAUCUGAUCAAACGAGAUAAAACCACACUCACGGUUCUGACGACGCAGAUUAGAUCCAUGUUUUGUUAAGUUAAACUUCAUGAAUUGUGAUAAACUGUCAAGUGUUUUCUUUCCCCCAAACUGUUAAUUAUUUAGUCACAAAAAAUAAUGUCAAAUAAGUAAAAAGUGGUUUCAAGGACUGUGAAGCAACAAGAGCAGUAAAAUCUACAUAAAAAUGUGUUUUUACACUCUAAUGUAGGAGACAGAUGUUGUGGUGAAUUCUGUGCAUUUGAAUUUUGUGAGAUUUUUCUCAGGUAGUUAAAGUCGCAGUUCGCUCGUCACCAGUUUUAUAUUUGAGGGAAAUUAACCACAACUGAAUGAAAAAUGUAUUUGGGAUCAAAUUUUUUAUUGCGAACUCUGGUCACAGAUCAUCUAAACGUGACCAGUGUUACUUUCUUUCCUUAAUUUCCUACAACUCUCUUUUUAUGACAAAAAAAGUGUGUGUGUGGUUUUUAUUUCUAUUAUAUUUAAGUUUCAUUGUGUAUUUUACUUUGUUGUAAUAAGAAGGGAACAGUUCACCCAAACAGCGUUUGUAGCAAGACAACUGACACUUUUUGUCUUGGUUGUUUACCUUAAAGGAAAAAAAGGAAAAGGAGAAUUUCAGCAAAACAAAUUUUGAUAAAAGAAGAAAAAAUAAAUCUAAAACUGAAAGAAGUUAGUUUGUAUUUGAUAUUAGGAACAAUAACAAGGCCGUCCAUGUGUUCUACAAGUUUAAAAGUGAUUACAGACAGUGAGCUGUGUAUAAUUUAUAAUAUUAGUUACACAAAUGUGUAAAACUGCUCAAAUAAUGUUGACAUUUUGGUGGAAUUUCUCUUUAACCGACGCUAAACACUUCAGGUACAGGCAACAACGAUGUUAUUGUUUACUCAUAAGCAAUGCCAGGGAAUAAUCCACUUCAUAUAGCCACGUUUUAUGUGAUGAUGUGCAUCAAAUAUUGCUGUGUUUUGAGUUUUCUAAUUUUAACUCGAUGUUUACGUGGUCGUCCAACUCAACACCAGGCAAACAUUUGUAAAGUUGUGUGUUUUCAUUGAACUGCAGAGAUUCACCGUUGGAAGAAUAUUCACAUGAUAAACCACCACCAUCUUUGUCCUCUAGUGCCUCAGAGAAACUAUAUGUUGUUGAUACUGAUCAUUGAUCUGUGAUAAGAAGCUGAAUGUCAUAUUAAUGGACGGCAAUGUACUGUAAAGGGAAAAUGUGUCAACCUUUUAUUAACUUAUAUAUAUGUAUCUUACAGCAACACUGAAACGUCAUAAGAAAUGAAUUGAUGUUUCGAUUUGUCCUCAAAGUGUUGAGUUAAAAGAUUUCAAAAUAUUUUGUCCUGAAAAUCACAAAGUGAACCGAUUGUUUCGCUGUGAGUACGAAGAGGUGUAUUUUAAAAGUGUAAAUAGAAUUAAUUACAUUAUGUUUUUGUAAAUGUCAACGUUUAUUCUGAAAUAUAUUUUGAGAGGCAAAGGUGACGAUCCACAA
Molecule: messenger RNA, 3246 nt
Organism: Scophthalmus maximus (turbot)
Lineage: Eukaryota; Metazoa; Chordata; Actinopteri; Pleuronectiformes; Scophthalmidae
Product: schwannomin-interacting protein 1
Exons: 7
Coding region: 468-1355 (295 amino acids)
Biological process (GO): positive regulation of hippo signaling
Cellular component (GO): plasma membrane; cell junction
Source: RefSeq, a predicted model, not a curated record